GGAUAUUUCACGAUGGAUUUGGUCUGCGGCAGCGGUGACCGCGUCCCGCUGCGGGAGGCCGCCGCCUACCUCCGCGCCCAGCGCGCAUCCAGCGGCUCGUCCGUCAAAUCGCUUCUCAACGGCGCUUCGCUCUCGGCUACGCCCGUGGCAGCAGCCGUGGCCUCCAAGGAGAAGCAAACGUACUUGGCCAAGCGGCGCCAGUACCUGCAGCGGCGCCAAGAAGAAAAAUCGUACAACCAGAUGCUCGGCAAGCUCGAGCGCCCCAAGGCGGACUCGGACAUGCAACGCGAGAUGAAGUCGGUCUCGCAGCACCUCUCGAUCGGCGCCAACAUGAUUGCCGGCAUGGCGACGGCGUUCUUUGUCGCGUACUAUGUUGCCCGCAGCGUUACGGACAACGAGACCUCGCGUCUUCUCUUGGGCCUCGCCGCCACGAUUGCCAUGAUGGUCGUCGAGAUGGUGCUCUACAUCACGCGCUCGACCAAGCAGGAGGAGCUCGCGCGCCGGCAGCGAAAGAGCGAAGGCCGCAAGUAAGCGCAAACGGCGCUGUUUUGCAUCAUGUGGCCUUGUCGCACGGACUCAUUCGAUGCACUUGACGUCCAGGCGCACAGCUUGCAAGAUAGAAGGAACGGGCGACUUUAGCAUAGGCGCUGGACUGCUAGACGGGCAGGAUCCAGCCCAUGCGCCAACGGCGGUAGAGACUUGGGUGGCUGCGUGCUCGAGUCCUUGGAAUGCUGUGUGAAUUGUGUAUUGUACUACGUCGUUGCAGUCAUCA
Messenger RNA from Saprolegnia diclina VS20, 772 nucleotides. RefSeq lists its product as hypothetical. Bases 13 to 531 code for a protein of 172 amino acids. Gene Ontology annotation, biological process: vacuolar proton-transporting V-type ATPase complex assembly. The transcript has 3 exons. Gene Ontology annotation, cellular component: endomembrane system. The record is from RefSeq and is a predicted model, not a curated record. Lineage: Eukaryota; Oomycota; Saprolegniomycetes; Saprolegniales; Saprolegniaceae.